Molecule: messenger RNA, 2246 nt
Organism: Lepisosteus oculatus (spotted gar)
Lineage: Eukaryota; Metazoa; Chordata; Actinopteri; Semionotiformes; Lepisosteidae
Gene: tmem240b
Product: transmembrane protein 240b
Source: RefSeq, a predicted model, not a curated record
CGUUCGGAGCGGUCGAGUUUGAAAUUAACGGUCAGUUCGGCCUCGAGUCUCCGGUGUUCCCGCUCAGGGCGAUUAACGGCAGUAAGUGUCUCCGUAUCGCUGCUUUCAAGAAGAUCGAGGGGGCUGAGGAAGAACGAAUCCUUCCCCGCCUCCCGUCGCUCGGGCUCGGGAAUCAAUGUGGUCUCCGCCGCAGGACCCCGGGACACAGGAGCGGAGCUCGAACACGCAUUUACAGGACAAUAAAUAAACCCUUCGGCGCUCUCUGCUGCGGGCGACUCGGCUGUCCUGCGCUGGUCUCUUCUGAAUGGUGCCUGGGUGCGAUAGAGUAAAUAAGAAUCACAGCAGUAACAGAGACACAGGGAUUUCUGCUCUGUCGGGAGCCAAGCCUGCAGGAAGCGCGAACCGCCGCAUCAGACCCCGGAGGGGACGGAGAGAGGCAGCGGGGACCCAAACUUUAUGUCGCCCAGGAGCGUUCCCCGAGCCUGCGAGCCCAGGGGGGCUGGGAGGGAGAUUCUGUAGGAGACGGUAUCGGAGCCUCCAUGAAUGUCGCUCCUUUCCGCAGACUUUCUUCUCCACGUAUUGCCGGAUCCGCUGAGUAGGAGAGGGGGAGCGAGAGACAGUCGGUUUGGGAGUUUUGAUGCAUGUGAGCUGUAACACCAUGAUCUUUAUGAUUCUUGGGGCUUCUAUUGUUAUGGCAAUAGCGUGCUUAAUGGACAUGAAUGCACUACUGGACCGUUUUCACAAUUAUAUCUUACCGCAUUUAAGAGGGGAGGAUCGCGUCUGUCAUUGCAACUGUGGAAGGCACCACGUGCACUAUGUGAUUCCCUACGACGGGGACCAGUCCCUGGUCGACUCCUCGGAGAACUACUUUGUGAGCGACAGCGUGACGAAGCAGGAGAUGGACUUGAUGCUGGGGCUGCUGCUGGGCUUCUGCAUCAGCUGGCUGCUGGUGUGGCUGGACGGGGCUCUGCACUGCGCUGUGAGGGCCUGGAGGGCGAGCCGGCGCUACGACUCCUCCUCAUGGGCCUGGCUCCCGAAGUUCUGUAACCUGCGGGAUUUCCGCCGGCGGACACAGCUGCGCCAGUUUGAGGACUCCAGUGGGAACAUGGUGCACAUCAAGCAGAAGCUCUACCACAAUGGGCACCCCAGCCCCCGGCACCUCUGAGCCACAGGGACUCGAACUCCCCCUCCCCGCCCUGCCUCCAUCGCUCUCUCCGAUACCCCUGAGCGACGGAGGCAGAUUGUCCACUUUUUCCUUUACAGGAUUUGCAAGAGUCAUUUAUAUUUAAACACAGACCAGAAGCUGAAAAGGGAGGUAGAGUGGGUUUGUGGGUGGGUGGUGUUGCGGGAGGAACUGGGCUCAGGGCAGGGAGAGCAGUCAGGGUGCUGAGUGGGGCUCCGCUAUGGGGCAACGUCUAUGGAUAAUUUCUUCUGAGCUGCCCCAGGUGGUGAAAGACUGAGCAGAGCCGACAGGACACUGGGAGAAGGGACGAGCAGCAGCAGCUGAAGGGCAUGAAUGCAGAAGCAGACAGGGAUGGCCAGACAGACAGGGGUGGGGGGAAGCAUGCGAGACGGGGAGGGGGUCUGUUCACCUCACACGUGACCGCAGUCCCAGCACAUCUGUGACAAGAAUACCGUUCCUCCCAGAAAAGCCGAAACAGCGGGGAACAAGUAUAGAGUGAGCUGUGGUUAUUUUUUGUGUAACUGAUGUAACGGUACACUGAUUGUGACUUAAUUCAUUAAUUAAUUCAUUGGUUGACUUUAGAACCAGGGACUGGUGGCCGUUUGUGGAGUGCUUGUGUGUAAUUGUGUACAGAUGUGACCUUGCCUUCUCUGACCUUAAAUGUACCCUCUGAUCUAGUCAUGCCCUCUGACCUCACCGUACUCUCUUUGUGCCCUGUGCUGGGGUGAGGGGUCAGGGGAGGGUCUCGCUGUUUUGCCUCAGUUAACCCCCACCUGUCUGAAUUAGAUCAGCCCAGAACACACAACCCACAACCCCUCCCUCUCACUGUCAAGAAUCAGGGCAACACGGUCUGGUAUCUUCUCCACCUUGAGGGGGAUUUGCUCCCAAUUAAUCAUGGUUUACAGGUCUCUGAGUAAUUAUUCUUUAGGAGGAAGAUGCAAGUAAUCAGGUUUUUCUGUAGCUCUGCAUUACUCUUUAUCAUUUGGUUUUUGUUUAUAAUAACUAUACUGUCCGUCCCAGAUUGCUGGAAAGCACAAUUAAAUAAGCACGAAAGCCCCACCAA